Messenger RNA from Lasiosphaeria miniovina, 852 nucleotides. RefSeq lists its product as uncharacterized. The record is from RefSeq and is a predicted model, not a curated record. The coding region runs from base 1 to 852 and encodes 283 amino acids. The transcript is spliced from 2 exons. NCBI's taxonomy places the organism in Eukaryota, Fungi, Ascomycota, Sordariomycetes, Sordariales, Lasiosphaeriaceae.
AUGACUGACAAGAGCAUUGACGCCUUUUCCGACUAUGACGGACUCUGCUCACGAGACGACUUUGCUCGCUUGAAGACAGACGAGGAAGCCGUCUACCACGAAUUCAAGUUCCGAGCCAUCCUGAUGGCAGCCCUGGAACGGGAGGUUCUAGACAAGACCGGUGACCUGUUUGAUCUUCAGCGGAUCGUCGCAGAACAGGCCAUCGAGAUCCGAAAGCUCAAGAACUCAAACACUCAAAACGCUACACCCUCAGUCGCUUCCGUCACGGACCCCACGAGCGGCAGUACCAACCAGAUCAUCAACCCCCCUUGUAGCCGUCUACCACGAGCCACUCCGGCCCUAUCAGAAACGUCAUCACAGCGAACUAUCCGCACCGCCAAGAUUGAUGGUCCGAAGCCCUGGAACGUAGACCCGGCCGUGGACAAGGUCGACUUCGAGAUUUUCUAUCGCCACUUGAUGAACAAGUUGGAAGAAUGGCACAACCCGAAUCGCAUGGAGAAGGCUCAGGAUGAGUAUGACGCUCUGAAUAUGGAGAGUGCAAGCGAUGACUACGUCGAUUUCAAGAACAAGUUCGUUCGCCUCGCAGGAAAGGUCCGCAAACCGAAGUCGGAGUGGAUCAACGAGUUUCACCGCAAGUUGCCCACCACGUUUGUCACUGCCAUGAUGCCGGCCUUCCUAGCGCCUGAUGCUAUGUUUGAGAGCGUCGCCAAGUACGGACAGAGCAUUGCAUUGAAUUUCGCUCAUGCGCGACGACGCAAGGAAGCCAAGCAGAAGGACAAGGAACCAGCUGCUCGGAGGAUUGAGAAGCCCCGUCGCGGCGGUAGUCUCCAUCUGGAACCUCGAAGUCAGUGA